Molecule: messenger RNA, 3000 nt
Organism: Glycine soja
Lineage: Eukaryota; Viridiplantae; Streptophyta; Magnoliopsida; Fabales; Fabaceae
Product: protein EMBRYO SAC DEVELOPMENT ARREST 30-like
Exons: 11
Coding region: 494-2485 (663 amino acids)
Cellular component (GO): chloroplast; cytoplasm; Golgi apparatus
Source: RefSeq, a predicted model, not a curated record
CGUUGCUCGAUGCCAAAUGCAUGUGCUGACCUUCUGAUCCAACAUUCAAUUUCUGUAUCCAUUUUUUUUAUGCCUUUAUUUGUUGUUUUCCUGCACUUACUGUGUUUGCAUGUUUGUCUCUGCCCUCCGAAAUGCUGCUUCGGUUCUCAUUUUGUGUCGUCGGUGAUUACAUUGGAGGAAUCCAUGGUCGUUCGCCUUGGAUGUCGUGCGUUUGUUAUGAUCUGACUAGUUUAACUAUCUGUCUUUUGAGUAACAUCGUAAUUUUAAUUUAUUUUUUAAAAUAAAUUUGUUAACAGUUGAAAGUUACUACCUAAUUGCUGUCAUUUGCUGCACAGUUAAAAAAAUUUAAUGUGAUGCUGCAACAUGAGUAAUUCCUGGUAUUGAUCCUAAUGUCGGUCAGAUUGGGAUUACUACAAUGAAAAGAUUGAUGUCGCAACUAUUUAGUUCAAAGUCGGCUGGUGCAGGAUUGGUGAUGUAGACUCACUGAGCCAAGAUGCCAUUCUUAACUAAGAUAAAAUGGGUUGUUCUUUCUGUAGUCACUUUAUCUCUGGCAUCUAUCAUCAUUCAUCUAUCUUUGACAAAGUUGUGGGCUGUUAACAUAGUGCAGUAUAAAGCACUACCUAGUCUUCCUGAAGAAUUUGGAUCUGUGUUGGGUAGACAGGUUAUAAAGAAUAAGAAGCUAUGGGGUUCCAUUGAGUCUUUGGAAACAUUACAGCCUAAUGCAAAUGCUAGAAGCAAUUAUUCUGUUCCAAAGGAGCAGAGCAAUGGUUUCAUAUAUGCAAAAGUUUUUGGUGGGUUUGCAAAGAUAAGAUCAUCGAUCCCCGAUCUUGUUGCUAUUUCUAGAAUUUUAAAUGCUACUCUUGUCAUUCCUGAAUUUCAAGAAAGUACUCGCUCAAAAGGAAUUAGCUCAAAGUUCAAGAGUUUUUCCUAUCUUUAUAACGAGGAGCAGUUCAUAACAUUUCUCAAAAAUGACGUAAUCAUUGCAAAGAGCCUGCCAGAAAGUUUGAUGGAAAGGAGAAGAAGAAAUGAAAUUCCUACAUUUAAGCCCACAAGUUCAGCUUCUCUAAACUUUUACAUCGAAGAAAUUUUACCAAAGCUAAAGAAAUCAAAGGUUAUCGGAUUAAUUAUUGCCGAUGGUGGAGCUCUGCAGUCAAUACUCCCACUUAGCAUGGCUGAGAUUCAGAGGCUAAGAUGCAGGGUUGCUUUCCAUGCCCUGCAAUUUCGUCCAGAAAUUCAAACGCUUGGCCGUCGGAUGGUUCACAAGUUAAGAGCAUUGGGGCAACCAUUCUUGGCAUUCCAUCCUGGCUUAUUGAGAGAAACCUUGGCAUACAAUGGUUGUGCAGAACUUUUUCAGGAUGUACACACUGAACUCAUUCAACAUCGAAGGUCUCAAAUGAUAAAGGAAGGAAUUCUUAAGGAUGAAUUGAAUGUGGAUUCACACUUGCGAAGAGAAAAAGGUCUAUGUCCGAUCAUGCCUGAAGAGGUUGGCAUUCUCCUUCGAGUAAUGGGUUAUCCUGCCAAAACAAUCAUUUAUCUGGCUGGCUCUGAAUUAUUUGGUGGUCAACGUGCUUUAAUUCCUUUGCGUUCCAUGUUCAUCAAUACUCUGGAUCGCACUUCCUUGUGCAGUGAGAAAGAGUUGUCUGAUUUGGUUGGACCUGAAACACCUCUUCCUGUAAAUAGUUUUCGACCACCUCCCACAAAAAGUGAGAAAGAACUCAAAGAAGAAUGGAAGAAGGCUGGUCCUCGGCCUCGACCCCUUCCCCCACCUCCAGGCAGACCAAUUUACCAGCAUGAAAAAGAAGGUUGGUAUGCUUGGAUCACUGAGACCCCUACAGAACCUGAUCCUUCCCCUAUGGAUCUGAGGAUGAAAGCACACAGGUUACUUUGGGAUGCGCUUGAUUACAUUGUUUCUUUGGAAGCAGAUGCCUUCUUUCCUGGAUUUAACAAUGAUGGUAGUGGAUGGCCAGAUUUUUCAAGCCUUGUCAUGGGGCAUCGACUGUACGAGACAGCUUCUUUUAGAACAUACCGACCAGACAGGAAAGUUGUUGCGGAACUUUUCAACACGACUCGUGAAAAUCUGUACCAUCCUAAGCAUAAUUGGACGAUUUUAGUACAGGAACAUCUUAACAAAAGUUUGACUGAAGAAGGCCUCAUAAGGCAAUCUCUUUUGUCAAAACCUGCAAUGUUCCUUUCACAUCCAUUUCCAGAAUGUUCCUGUAGAAUAGCUUCAACCAAGGCUACUAAUCAUGUCAAAGGUGAGAAUGGCCAGGUUCUAUAUGGAGGUGAAGAUAUAUGCCCCAAAUGGAUGCAACAUGCUAAUGACGCAGGUAAAUUGGAGAAAGAAGGCGUCAAAUCCCAAGAUGAAGGGCUGGCAGACUAUGAAAGUAAUGAUUUUGUUGAUGAAUCUGAAUCUGACAAAAAUGGUAGCAAAACCAGUCAGACUCCACUCUGGGAUCAAGAUGAGGAAAUGGAUCCAAAUGACUAAGAGGGGAUGUGCAUAUCUAGUCUACAGUUAUACAUCAUCCAUUUUUUCCAUAAUUUGUGAGGGCAUAGGUUAUAAAAACUUGUCACAGUCCUACCUUUGCUGAGCGUAUAUGGGUAUUCAAAUCUAUUCUUUCAUUAAAUUUGGGUUAUAUUUUCAAGGACAAAGGGAGCAUUUUUCUUUUUCUUUUUCACUUUAUACUUACCACUUCCCGCGGAAUUUUUGUUGUAACAUACACACACAAAAAAAGAGAGAAAAAGGAUCAGCCGUCUGGUUAAUUGGAGCACAACAGAUGAAGAUUUUGUGUCUAGAGUUUAUACAUGGUUGUAGGCCAAUUGUUUGUUUUGUACAAUACUAAAUAUCUCCAUUUUUAAAGUUAUGUGGAUACAAAAUUGUAGCGGUCUGCUUACCUGGGACAUUCCUUGCCCUUCAACAAAACUGUUGGCGUGUUGUUGGCUUGGAUAUUUACUGGGCACUGAGCAGGCAAUAAAUGAGUAGAAAGCGACGUUCAAUGGAUA